AUGGAGAGGAAUAGCAAUCCUACUGAAGACUACUCCAUCAAUGUCUUCUCCAUUGCUCCGAGUCAGCCAAACAGCUCUGAAGCCCAGGUGUCCGAUGACGACAAAGCUGGUGCUACUUUACUCUUCUCUGGUGUCUUUUUGGGGCUAGUAGGAAUUACUUUCACAGUGAUGGGAUGGGCAGAAUAUGAAGGUGUUUCUCAUUCUGAAUGGACUCAGUUGCUAGGGCCGAUUCUGCUUUCAGUUGGUGUGACUUUCUUGCUGAUUGCGGUGUGCAAAUUUAAAAUGCUCACCUGUAAACCUUGCAGUGAAAGAGAGGAAAGCACAUCAGGCACGGAUCAGACUCCUCGUGGACAAUCCUUUGUUUUCACUGGAAUUAGCCAACCAAUAACUUUCCAUGGGGCUACAGUGGUACAAUAUAUCCCUUCUUACCCAGCCCAGGAAGGCUUUGGUAUAAAUACUACAAGUUUCCACCAAGGUUGCAGCCAUCAUGGACUUCCUCCAUCUUCUGGACUAAUCAUUCCCGAUUUCAAUCCUCCCCGGUAUUAUAAUGCCUACCCAUUGGAUAACCGUGCUUUUUCUGCAGAUGAGGACCACUCUGCUUAUCUUGCAGGGGACACCAGAAGUGAACGGUCAACUGAUAGCUUUAAGGAACCCGAAGCAGCUUUGGAUGAAGAUGUUUACUGUGAUUUCCCACCUCCACCAUAUGAGAAACUAUUUCCACCGCCAUCAUAA
This is a messenger RNA of Gekko japonicus, 732 nucleotides long. RefSeq names its product transmembrane protein 174 (gene TMEM174). The record is from RefSeq and is a predicted model, not a curated record. The transcript is spliced from 2 exons. Lineage: Eukaryota; Metazoa; Chordata; Lepidosauria; Squamata; Gekkonidae. The coding region runs from base 1 to 732 and encodes 243 amino acids.